AUGUUACCCGAAUACCGGCUCCCAAAUAGAUUUGGAAAGUUGAAAUCCAGCGCAGCCAGCUCUGUAGCGGCCCCUCUCAACCAGCGACUUGACCUCCUUGGAACCAGUUUCGUUGAUUCCAGUAAUACCUGGCCUAGCCAGCUACUCAAAAAUAUUCAUGAAACGGGGUCUUCUGCGUCGUUCUUAAUCUUUGCUUCGAGUGACACGAUGGUGUUUGGUUUGCCUGAGGCCCUAAAACCCCACAUUCUAGUUAAUGUUUAG
Morchella sextelata is the source of this 261-nucleotide messenger RNA. RefSeq lists its product as uncharacterized. The coding region runs from base 1 to 261 and encodes 86 amino acids. NCBI's taxonomy places the organism in Eukaryota, Fungi, Ascomycota, Pezizomycetes, Pezizales, Morchellaceae. The transcript is spliced from 5 exons. The record is from RefSeq and is a predicted model, not a curated record.